AUGGGUUGCCUCUGGGCGGCUGCAUUGACGCGGGCAGGCACUGAAGCGCGGCUGUUGCUGCGACCCAACUCUGGCAAGCUUGCAGCUUGCAAGUCAGGGAAAGUCCUACUGCGAGUGGACGGGCACCGAAGCAACGGUGAAACAUCGCCAGUUGCAGUCCAUGCCGGAUCGGUGUCGGGACCCGGAGAAGAUGUUCAUCAGGUGUUAGUAGCAACAAAGGCUUACUCUGCCAUGCAAGCUUUGGAGAUGUUGGCGCCACGACUGAAGACAGGUGCCGUUAUUAUCUUGCUGUCGAACGGAGCACUUGCCCUGCAUGAGCAGAUCGUCCAUGGGGCGGGUCUAAGCCUAGGCCACGUGCACCUGAUGCUGGGCAUCACGACGCAUGGGGCGUGGUCUCGGGCCCCUUUCGACAUCGUGCAUGCAGGAUGGGGCCAGACUAGGUUCGGCACCACUGAAGCUCAGGAGGAUUGGUAUUUUUCCACUUUGCAAAGCUUGGAGACUGCCGGGCUUGGAGCUGUCAAUGAGGGACCCAACAUUGCACGCUGCUUGUGGCUGAAGCUGGCGGCAAACGCUGCCAUCAAUCCGUUGACGGCCCUGCAGAACAAGCCAAAUGGCUUCAUCUUAUCGUGCAUGGAAGCACAAGCGCAAGUAUCCCAGAUCUGCAGAGAAAUUGCUGCGGUUGCGGGCGCACUGCAACCAAACCAAAGGGAGCAGCUCUCCAGUUUCGAAUUGGAGAAUUUUGUCUUCCGAACGGCACGGGAAACAGCAGAGAACCGCUCCUCCAUGUUGCAGGACAUGGAAGCGGGCAGGCUUACUGAGAUCGACUACUUAAACGGAUGGGUCGCUCGCAAGGCCAAGGAACUGGGAGUGGAUGCGACCGUAAACGCCCAUGUGACAGCGCUAGUCAAAGAAAAGGAAUCGGCAGCGUCCGCUACAAAAGAGUAA
Messenger RNA from Symbiodinium sp. CCMP2592, 945 nucleotides. The record is from the annotation of a GenBank genome assembly. Lineage: Eukaryota; Dinophyceae; Suessiales; Symbiodiniaceae.